AUGAGGAUUGUGGAGAAAAAGCAAAGCGCUGUCAAUUCCAAAGAAGGCGGUUCAAAGACUGAGAGCAAGUCGACUUUGAAGAAGAAACGCAGUCACAGGAUGAGAAAAGCUAAACAAAGAGCAUUGUCGUCACCUCCAUUGGUUGGCAGCUUGACAAUGUGGAACGUGCCUACAGGAGCCCCGCCUUUGGAAAAAGAUGUUGCCUUCAACACAGUGAGCUUUAUGAAUAUGUUGGACGAUUUUAAAGAGCGCGAGAAGAAACAGAAAAACUCCACGGAUGAACUAUUGGUAGUAGAAUUGUUCAUGAUUCACAUCAUGCGGAACUUGCAUCGACUUCGUGAGUUGAUGGUUGCAAAUUUAUUGUCAAUCGAGGUGUACUAUGGCGUUGUUAAGGCUGUCCGAGGAGAGGCGGCAACAGAUUCUGGGAACCUGAAAUUGCUGGCGCGUAUCGCAUCGAUGCACUCAUUUACGAUCUCAUGGUCUUAUCUACCUGUUACUUUGUGCCUGAAGACUUUCACGACGUCGCACGUCGGUGUUCGGUCUAUGGUGACUGUGUGCAUUAUGGUUACAGCAUGA
Messenger RNA from Peronospora belbahrii, 576 nucleotides. The record is from the annotation of a GenBank genome assembly. NCBI's taxonomy places the organism in Eukaryota, Oomycota, Peronosporomycetes, Peronosporales, Peronosporaceae.